Zygosaccharomyces rouxii is the source of this 3087-nucleotide messenger RNA. RefSeq names its product AAA family ATPase peroxin 6 (gene PEX6). The transcript has a single exon. The record is from RefSeq and is a predicted model, not a curated record. The coding region runs from base 1 to 3087 and encodes 1028 amino acids. Gene Ontology annotation, cellular component: peroxisomal membrane; cytosol. Gene Ontology annotation, molecular function: ATP hydrolysis activity; ATP binding. NCBI's taxonomy places the organism in Eukaryota, Fungi, Ascomycota, Saccharomycetes, Saccharomycetales, Saccharomycetaceae. Gene Ontology annotation, biological process: protein import into peroxisome matrix.
AUGCUGAAACUAAAUGCGGAAUUCAAUGGGGCAGUGAAGUAUGGCACCUGUGAAAUUUCCUCCAAUUUAGUUGACGAAUGGACUAGUCUCAAGGUUCCGAGGUACGCCCAGGUAAAAUUGCCAUCUUACGAUCGCUUCAAUUUGGAUGCUAGGGUAUUCAAUUGUGUGGUUAAUGAAAGUUUACCUAUCGAUACCUUAAGACUGUCCUCGAGGGUGUUCAGUGUUGAUGCAUUAGAAUUGGCGGUCAACUGCUGUUAUUUUAAGCCUUUAAAAGGAAAACCUCCUAUUCUAGACGGUAUAGCCUUACUACUGGAUAGUGAGCUUUAUGAUUCUUUGCAAAAACUACCUGACUUGAGUCAAAGACUGGAAUUCUUACAGACGAAAUACGGUAUCGAACAUAACGCUACUGUACUACAAAGUGGAGACACAGUAGCACCUUCUUGGUGUUCUGUAGCCUACUGUUCACCUCCGGGAAAAGGCAUUGUGGAUUUUACAAGGACUCAAAUAGUACUCGUCAAGGAUACCAACGGUACUUUGAAACGUGAAGAAAAUAAUGUUGUCAAUACAAAUACAGUAAGUUUACGUGAAGCCAAAGAGAUCACAGUAAAACUGAGAAGCUUAAAAUUCCCAGUAUCUUCCGAUCUAAUUAGCCCCACACCUUUACCCUCUGAUGACGAUUCUCUCUUUGCUUUUGCAGAUAUUCAAACUUUACUCACUUUGGGGGCUACAAGUGGGAAUUUUAUAAAGAUCUCAGAUGGAUAUAAUUCAAGAGCUGUCAAGUUAUUCGUAUUGGCUAGUCCAAACGAUUUUGAUAGUAUGACAUUAUAUGCGCAACCUAGGGUUAUGGCAAAUUUCCCCAACUGCAACGAAAUAACGAUUUCCAAAUAUGCAUUAAACCAAUCAAAUAUAGCAUUGGCGUCAUCUGUCUCUAUCGCAAGGGUGGGUAGCUGGCAUCAAUCUCAGAAAAUUUUCCAAAACAUCAUCUUAAAGAAUCUCAGAGACUUUUUCACUUCUAGAAAUCGGAUUCUCCAUGGUGGCGACAUGAUUCCAGUAUCCUUUGAUUCAAACCUAGCUCCGCUUUUCUCAGAAAGUAUGGAUGAUAUAACAUUAGAGACCAAAGACGAUACUUUAGUUUGGUUUCGUGUAGAAAAUGUCGAGUUUAAGGAAAAUGAAGAGAAUCCCAAUAAGGAGGAAUUUGUCAUUGAUCCAUCAAAGACAAAAUUAACUACAGCAAAUAUCAUUUUACACCCACCUUUGAAGCUUGGUCACUGUGACUAUAUAUCAUAUUACAAUCUAGAACCCGUCUUCCAAUACGACUUGACUAAAUUCCCUUACGCGAAAAGGUUUCUCGAUAUUCUUCAUGCAUCUUUGAUUUCCUCAGAGGCUAAUGCUCCCAUUAGUACUUCCAUAUUACUUCAUUCCAGUGCGCCUAAUGUGGGAAAAUCCACUCUCGUCAAACAUGCCGCCCAGCAGCUAGGAUUCCACCUACUAGAGAUCGACUGCAUGUCUUUGACUACUCAGUUAGGCUCAUUGGACUCAAUCCCAAAGACGAUAGGUUACUUGAGAGGUAAAUUCGAAAGUAUCUUACCAAAUGCGAGUCCAGCCGUUGUUUAUCUUUCCCAUCUUAACGUCAUAUUGACCAAAGGUGAACAGACUCAAGACGGCGAAGCUUCUAAACUAGCCAAAUUGAUGGAUGUUGAGAUGGCUAAAUUGAUCAAAGAGCUAACUAGCAAUUAUGGUCCAGCAGUGUUUGUUGGAUCCGUUUACGAUGUAGAUAGUAUUUCACAAAUCAUAAGAACUCAGAUGAAAUUUGAAAUACAAGUGCCUGUUCCUACCGAACCCCAAAGGCAAUCUAUAUUCGAAUGGUACCUAUCUCCUUACCAGCUACAUUUUGAUGUGGAUAACCAUUCAAGACCCUUGACGUUAGCAAAUAAUGUUUCUCAUCCAAAGCUUGCUCAACAGUCAGCCGGUUUGACCCCACUGGAUCUCAAAUCUAUAGUACAAACAGCCAAAUGGAAUUGUAUCAAGGAUGUCCCCGUCAGUGAUAGUGAAAAGGCUUAUGAUGACGAUUGGAGCGAUGAUCCCAUCGCAAUCACGAUGAGAGAUCUGAGUUUCGCAAUUAGUAAGGCGAGAGACGAAUUUUCAGUGUCCAUUGGUGCACCGAAAAUCCCUAAUGUAACCUGGAAAGAUAUCGGUGGUGUGGAUACAGUUAAAGGUGAAAUUUUAGAUACAAUUGAUAUGCCCUUGAAGCAUCCACAGCUAUUUGCCUCCGGUAUGAAGAAAAGAAGUGGUGUUUUAUUCUAUGGUCCACCAGGUACUGGUAAAACUCUAAUGGCGAAGGCAAUUGCUACUAAUUUCUCGUUGAAUUUCUUUAGUGUGAAGGGACCAGAACUAUUAAACAUGUAUAUCGGUGAGUCUGAAGCGAAUGUACGUCGUGUCUUCCAAAGGGCAAGAGAUGCCAAACCUUGUGCAAUUUUUUUCGACGAAUUGGAUUCCAUUGCCCCUAAGAGAGGCAAUCAAGGUGAUUCAGGAGGUGUAAUGGAUCGUAUCGUUUCUCAGUUGUUAGCAGAAUUGGAUGGUAUGGGAACCGGUGGUGAAGGUGUUUUUGUCAUCGGUGCUACUAACAGACCAGACUUGCUUGAUGAGGCACUCUUAAGACCAGGUAGAUUCGAUAAGUUACUAUACUUGGGGAUAUCAGACACCAAUGAAAAGCAGCUUAACAUCUUAACCGCGCUGACUAGAAAAUUCACACUCGCUCCUGACGUGGACUUGGCUCACUUAGCAGAGAAAUGUCCCUUCAAUUAUACAGGUGCUGAUUUCUAUGCUCUGUGCUCAGACGCUAUGCUGAAUGCUAUGACAAGAAUCGCCAGUGAAGUAGACGAAAAAGUAAGGAUUUACAACAAGACUCAUAACGAGGAAGUAUCAGUACGCUACUGGUUUGAUAGGAUUGCCAAACCUGAAGAUACUAGCGUUACCGUAAGAAUGACAGAUUUUUUGAAAGCUCAAAAGGAUCUCAUGCCCAGUGUUUCUGAAGACGAACUACGCCAUUAUCUGCAAGUAAAAGAAAACUUCGAGAAUGGUGGCUGA